Aureobasidium pullulans EXF-150 is the source of this 732-nucleotide messenger RNA. RefSeq lists its product as uncharacterized. The transcript is spliced from 2 exons. Gene Ontology annotation, molecular function: protein binding. The coding region runs from base 1 to 732 and encodes 243 amino acids. Lineage: Eukaryota; Fungi; Ascomycota; Dothideomycetes; Dothideales; Saccotheciaceae. The record is from RefSeq and is a predicted model, not a curated record.
AUGACGAAUUGUAAACUUCGUUUACCAUAUAUCCUGAAGCAAGUCUUGCUCCAUCGUCGACGAAAAACCAAACUUCCAGUGCGAAUUCAAGAUCUGCCCAUCGAUGUCAUACUCUGGAUCCUGGAUUUUCUGGACCCCGUCGAUCGUACCCUCUUCGCAUACACAUGCAAAGCCUUCCGAGCAGAUCCGAUUAUCAAGCACUCCUGCGGUGAUUGUUUCGGCGUCAAGACAAGGACACUCCAGUUGAUUAGGAUUUACGGCUGCGAGUGGUGCUCACCAGGCCGCUGGGCGAUACUCGGCAGAAAAAUCGACUGGCAAACAAAGUUACUCGACGGCAGUAUGCUUGUUUUCCCUGAAGCUAUGCUAGAUGCCAUCGCCAUGACUAUGAGCAAACGACUGUUGCAGCCGGCCUGUCUGGCUCGAAGCUUCCUCCUGGACGUGCGGUAUCCCAAUUUCGAGAAGUCGCUACUCAGAGACCCUGUGUUCAUUUAUACGGUGUUGCCGUUUCUGUUGUCUUCUCUGGGCUGGGUGCUGGUGGUCGCGUGGCAGAAAAUAACGCGUGUGAAAAAAGUCGUUUUGAAAAGUGGUAGAAAGGUGCGUAUGAUCUCGCCCAGUGAAGACUAUAGUCACGAUAAGUGGCUAACGCUCCCUGUCUGCCUGAAACACUUGAAAUCUGCACACAGGAUUGUGUACUCUUCAAACGAUCCGUUCGACGAGUCUGGUCACGAGUAG